AUGGAGAUGGGAAGGAAGAUGAUGGUGGUGGUGGUUUUGGUUAUGGUACUAUUGGAAGGGUCUAAAGCAUUGGAGUUGUGUAACAUAAAUGAGGAUGGUCUAAUGGCAUGCAAGCCCGCAGUGACUGCACCGAACCCGGUCACGCCUACACCGGAGUGUUGCCAAGCUCUUUCAGGGGCUGACUUGACAUGUUUGUGUUCUUAUAGGAACUCGUUCAUUUUGCCUUCUCUUGGGAUUGAUCCUGAUCUUGCCAUGGCACUCCCUGCCAAGUGCAACCUCACCCCUCCUACCAAUUGCUAA
This is a messenger RNA of Cornus florida, 300 nucleotides long. RefSeq names its product putative lipid-transfer protein DIR1. Gene Ontology annotation, biological process: systemic acquired resistance. The record is from RefSeq and is a predicted model, not a curated record. Gene Ontology annotation, molecular function: fatty acid binding. The coding region runs from base 1 to 300 and encodes 99 amino acids. Lineage: Eukaryota; Viridiplantae; Streptophyta; Magnoliopsida; Cornales; Cornaceae. The transcript has a single exon.